Lucilia sericata (common green bottle fly) is the source of this 1485-nucleotide messenger RNA. RefSeq names its product transcription factor E4F1-like. Gene Ontology annotation, cellular component: nucleus. Gene Ontology annotation, molecular function: DNA-binding transcription factor activity, RNA polymerase II-specific; RNA polymerase II transcription regulatory region sequence-specific DNA binding. Gene Ontology annotation, biological process: regulation of transcription by RNA polymerase II. Lineage: Eukaryota; Metazoa; Arthropoda; Insecta; Diptera; Calliphoridae. The record is from RefSeq and is a predicted model, not a curated record.
ACCGAGUAUAUAGCCGUUGAUGCUGCCGACUAUGUGGUUUUGGCCGAAGGCGAAGAAUUGGAACAGUGUGAUGAUGGUAGUGUUAUUUUUCUGGCCGAUGGCCAAGAGUUGAUAGAAACAAGUGAAGUGGUAGAGGAACAAGAUGAUGAUGCUACCAUGAUGAUAACAGAGGAUGGUCAGAUGAUGAUGGUGGAGGAGGUGCAUGAGAUCAUGGAUGAGGAAAGUGGCGAGCAGCUGGAAGUGUAUCAGCAUGAAGAAGUAAUAGAAGAACCGCCUACACCGCAGCAGUUGUGGGCAGAAUUGGAAAAGAAAAGAAAGAGACUGAAUUUGCCACGAGUACCGCGUAAGUUUAUGCUGUUUGAUGGUAUUUGCGCGGAGAUUGUAGACUACGAUGAUGAGGAUAGUUCUCCCAUAGUGGAAUUUUCCAUGGUGGCCGAUGAUCGUGAAGCGGAACGUUUGCCGGUGGAAUGUGGCGUUUGCCCGGACAUUAUGCACAAAUCUAAACUGGAGGCUCAUUUAAAGACCCACCUCAAGCCGGGUACUAAACGCUAUAAAUGUAUUUACUGUGAAGAUGACUUCGUUACACGGGCCUAUGCCGCCGGUCAUGCUAGAAGGCAUAUGGGCAUUAGGCCUUAUGUUUGUGUACCUUGUAAAAUGUACUAUUGCACUAAACAGGAUCUAAAAGUACAUGAACAGCGUCGGCAUUUAGCUAAGGAGCAUAUCUGCGAACAGUGUGGCAAAACAUUUGCCCAAAAUACUUCCUUAAGGCAUCAUCGUUUACUGGUGCACGAACAGCAGCGUAACUAUGAGUGUGAACAUUGUGGUAAAAAGUUUCUGCGUAAAUAUGCCAUGACCGAACAUGUACGCAAUGUCCAUUAUGGUGAUAGGAGACUGCUCGAUUGUCCCUUCUGUGAUUUACGCUUUAAGGAUACCCAUAAGCUGGCGCAACAUCGCAAGGAUAUGCAUUUGAAUCAGGGUAAAUUUGAAUGUCGUGUUUGUGGUUUGGAAUUUAAUCACAUCGACUUUUUUGAUGCCCAUCGUCGUUCUUUGCAAUGUCGCAAAAAACUGGGACGUCAUUUGUUCCAACAGAAACAGGAUAAUUAUGAUGAAAUGGAUUUGCAGCAACAACAUCAAGAUGAUCAAACUAUACUGCCCGAUCAAUUGCAGCAAUACCACUAUGAAGAAACAAUUGGAUCAGGGGCAAAUGAGGACGAUAACAGUCAACAACAGCUAGAUCAACAUCAGCUUCACAAUCAGCAAUUCAAACAAGAGCAAUUAGAACAGCAAGGUGUCGUAGAAGAGAUCACCCAUGAUAUGCACGAUGAAAUAGUAAAUGAGCAUGAGAUAGAAGACCUAGAGGAUCAGGAAAAUAUUGAGGUCGAUGAACGAAAGGUUAAGGCGGAACAACAGCUUUUAUACGAAAUUGCCGCCAUGGAUAAUGCUUAAAAGAUACCUUAAGUUUUCCAAUUUAAUUGUAAUAGGUUU